Messenger RNA from Arachis duranensis, 1938 nucleotides. RefSeq names its product replication factor C subunit 3-like. Gene Ontology annotation, molecular function: DNA clamp loader activity; DNA binding. The record is from RefSeq and is a predicted model, not a curated record. The transcript has 11 exons. Gene Ontology annotation, cellular component: nucleus; DNA replication factor C complex. Gene Ontology annotation, biological process: DNA-templated DNA replication; DNA repair. The coding region runs from base 1 to 1854 and encodes 617 amino acids. Lineage: Eukaryota; Viridiplantae; Streptophyta; Magnoliopsida; Fabales; Fabaceae.
AUGCAGCAAAUGACAAGCCCAACUGUAUCGAAGAAUCGCAACGGCCUUCGUUCCAUGUUACAAGUGAAUUUGCAGCAGGCAUAUCAUCAUGACAUGAUGAAAAAUAGUAAUGAUGAAUCCUCUAACAGUAACAGCAGUCCCUACUACAAAGGCCUCACCGAUCAAUCCCUUGCCAUCUUUGCACCCUCAUCUCCACCUCAUCAUCAUCAUGAUCAUGCUACCAUUCCUUGCUACCCUGUUACUCCUCUUCCUCUCCCCAGCCUUCAUCCUCACCUUUCAUCAUCCGGAUCUGGGGCGCAGGGGCAAAGUCCGUACUACAAGGGUCUUACCGAUUAUUCCCUUGUUAUUGGUUCUUGGAGCAGCCACAAUCCUACUUCCACCAAUCCAUCAUACCACCCUCAGUCUAGCCCUUACUACAGGGGCCUCACGGAUUUCUCCCUUGUCCUUCACGAUCAUCCUCAGGAGACAGAGAUUGAUCCCAAUGAUGGUGAGGUUGAGGGCGACUUAGUACUGAUCCAAGAAGAUCAUAAGACAGUAUUAACAGAAGAGGUUAAUGCCAAAGGGGUUCUAUUAGUGGAGAUGGAGGUUAUUGAUGCCACCCAUGAAGAAGAGGAGCCAUUGAGGGAGAGAGUGACAGUAACACCGGAUGAUGAUGAUUUACAAGACACAAGGACGAAGGAGGAUAUUUAUCAUCAUCAUCAGGAAAUAACAUCACUACAAGAGGACCCAAAUGCAUACCAAUAUGAAUGGGCAACCAAACACCAGCCCCAAACCUUGGAAGAAUUCAUCUGCAACUCUGAUAAAGCACUCCAACUCCAAGCAUUAGUAAGAGAGGGUUGUGGCUGUAAUCAUUUUAUAUUUGAGGGACCCCCCAACGUAGGAAAGAGAUCCAUGAUCCGGGCUAUGCUUCGCGAGCUAUUCGGCCCUCAGAGACUGCAGGUCAUAGAAGAAUCCAGAGACUUCACCUUGAAGGGAGAAAUGGUUGACAAGCUGCAAGUGCAGAUAAAAAAAUCACUGCAUCAUGUGGAGAUCAAUGUCUCAGAGACAAAGGGGUACGAAAAACACGUAAUUGCGGAUUUAUUCAACGGAACAUAUGCCAAGACGAUAAAUAACUCCCUGCCUUGUAGCCCAGAUAACUGCCAAGCAAUCGUAUUGUAUGAGACGGAGAAGCUAUCAAUAGAAUCGUUGUUGUAUAUUAAGUGGCAACUAGAAAAGUAUAAAGGAUGUAAUAAGGUGUUCUUUUGUUGUUCCGACGAAUCUAAGCUCCACCCUAUCAAACCACUUUGCACCACUCUCCGCCUUUCACCACCUUCAUCCCAAGAGAUUCUUCGGAUUUUGGAACAUAUCGGAGAGAAAGAAGGCAAACAAUUAUCACGGGGCUUACUCAAUAAGAUUAUUUUCCGGUCAAGAAACAAUCUCAUGGAUAUCCUCGGAGAAGAAGAUUUAAUUUUAACAGGAUGGGAAUAUGAUAUUUUGAUUAUUUCCAAAAGUAUGCUGGAAGAGCAAAGUCCAAGACAAUUGUAUCUCAUUCGUAGAAAGCUGCAAAGUCUAAUGAUUCACGACGUUUCCGCUGAGUUCGUUUAUAAGUCCUUGGUAGAACGCUUAACAACUUUGAUUGAUGCCUCACUGCGUUCGGGGGUGGCCAAACUCGACAUGGAGUACAAGAAAGUUAGUAAGAUUGAAUUUGAACCACAGAAGAGACAUAGUCCUGAUCAAAACAAACAAGGGGAAUCCAAUAAUGAAAAACACCAUGAAUCAAGAAAGAGGAAAGCAAUAAUAAACUACUUGAAAGUUGAAGAGUUUAUUGCAAAAUUCAUGAGCUGGUACAAGAAUUCAACUACAGGAAAGUAUUAGGCAAGUCCAAAUGUGGAGUGCGAUCGGUCAUGUCAAAGACAUUUGGUUCUUUGCAAGUGUCUAGGAAUUUACAUUAAAUGGAAA